AUGUCACCACCUUUACCAACCGCAAGCCGACAGAACGGCCCCGUGCCAGCUAGACCCGGCUCGCCAGCCCUUCCCGGAGCUGGUGCUCAGGCCAUGGGCUCGGCCUCUGUUGCAAUGCACGAGGAGGCCCCGCCGGACGAGCGCAUGGCUCCUUGCCCCCACUGCGGUCGCACCUUCAGGAUCUCUGUUCUGGAGAGGCACAUCGGCAUUUGCCAGAAGGUCUUCCAGGAGAAGCGGAAGGUGUUCAAUGCAGUGCUGGCCUCGGCAGUUCGCCUUCGGUCAAACAGGCUGUCCCUGUUGAGGCAGCGAAGGCGUGCUGGAGAGUAUCCAUAUCCUAGAUCGGCAACUGUUUGUCCCAGUCGUGUGAAUGCCUCCUUCACGGGAGGCGAAGAAAGCCCACGAAAAGCAGGAGAAGAUGGAGAAGGUGGCGCAGGGUUGGUCGCCAAGUGCAUGAUGAAGAAGGGAGUGAUCCAAUCACUCAUGCCCGACAGCACGACCCAAAUGUUCAGGCAUUACGAUGGCUUCUUCAACGGGCCUUCAAUCGGACUUGGCUGCACCGGCUUCAGGCUUUGUGAAAUGCUGGGCUACGAGCCGGAUUCGCUGAUUGGCAGGAGCGUGCUGGUACUGAUGCCCGCUGUGGUAUCAGAUGCCCAUGCGGCGCUCUUUCGCCGGCUCCGCGAGGCACCAGCAUCGAAACGCGCAGCGCUCCUUGCAGGGCACAUUUCGCGCUGCCGCGACGCCGUAAUUCUGGAUGCAGACGGGAUGCCACUUUCUUGCCGGCUUCUGGUGCACAUCAAUGGAGACCUUUCGUCAAAGCUUGUAUUCGAGAGAGUCAGGGGCAAGAUUGCGCAGUGCGUUCCACGCGGCUUCGGACAGUUCUUGCGCCAGCCUGCGGCUCCCCACAUCAUUGACUGCCAGGAGGUGGCUUGUAUCAUGACGGAUGUGGCAAACACGACGCGCUUCGCGACCUCUCAACCUCCACGAAUGAUGGCCGAGCUCCUACAUCAGGUCUACGUCACAGCCAACAGAGUAGUCCAGAGGGAGGCUCACCCCUACGUGUACAUCCACGAGGCAGUCGGCGACAGCUUGCUGUUGCUCUGCAAUGCUGAGUUCAUGGCGCGAUAUCCAGGCCGAACGGCUUCGAUAGCGAUCUACGUGGCUGCCGAGGUGCAGAAGGCUGUGGACAAAAUGCUUUCAGCGUUCGCAGACGGCGAUCAUGGAAUGUACUUGCGGACUGGAAUUGCUUUGGGGCCUUUGUGUGCUGGAGUGGUGGAUGGUCGCAACUUCCGCGUAUUCGGGUCUACGAUCCAUCUCUCUCAGCGAUUGGAAUCCGUGUGUCCGCGCUCGCGCAUUGCCUGCUGCAAAGCCUUCACCGCACAACUCCUUGAUGAGGUCAGCUCGAGCGACCUUCAUGUUGUUCCGGCGGCAGUGGAUUUGAAGGGCUUCGGCACUGUGGAGUACUCGGUGGUGAACUUUCUCGGCUGCAGUCUCCCAGGCCUCAGACAGCCCAGAACUUGCGCUCGACUCCUGGCAUCCUUGCCCGAUCUUGCGCCCUGGUCAGGUCAAGGGACCAAAGCUGUUUGA
Symbiodinium sp. CCMP2456 is the source of this 1584-nucleotide messenger RNA. The record is from the annotation of a GenBank genome assembly. Lineage: Eukaryota; Dinophyceae; Suessiales; Symbiodiniaceae.